AUGGUCAUCCAUCUUCCUUUCACAAAGCGUGCAGUUCUUGAUGAUGGGCCUCAGUUACUGGAACAUGUCCUUGUGGCACUUGAUAGGGCGUAUGAUGACAGACGCGCUCCCACAUCCUGUUUCCCAGGCGUUUUGGAUGAGGCCCAUACAACAAGUGACCACGCAAUAUUUGUGAAGAUUAUGACCAGCAUUACAGAGAAUUGGGCCAAAUGCAAUCGCUUGAUUGCAAGGCCUGCCUUAGAGGUGGCGCAGGAGAGACUCGCAGAAGUUGGGCGGGACAGUUCGGGCCGCACGAGGGGCCAAUGCCAGAUGAGUAUAACCCGUGGAGACCGCACUAAAUCAGACCACCUAAGGCAUACCAUCGCUUGCCGUGAUAGGAGAGAAUUGUCGGAAAUAGACCUGCGAGAUAUCUUAUCGGAGCCGCUUGAGCUCAUGGGCGAGUUCAAUGACGAAAUCGAUUACGAGGAUGCAAUCAAGCGUAUUGAAAAGGAGAAGGCUAACGAUACAAGGGCCCAACUCCGUCGAAUGUGGAAAGAGACGUACUACUGGCCUAUGGUCCAGCAACGAGCCAAGAUGAUUGGACCACUUCCUAAUGCGUCCGGACCGAGAAGUGAAAUCACAUCGCACGAGAAACAGGCCGUAAAGAAACUUGUAGCCGCCAUGGGAUACAGCCAAAGCCGGAGCAAUAUCUUUAAAUGGACUUCCUAUUUGAAACUUCUGUCUAAUUUGAGGGAGAAAGGGGUAACGUCCUUUUUACUUUACUGGACUACUAAAGAAGGCAAUUAUCUUAGCUUUUAG
Messenger RNA from Amorphotheca resinae ATCC 22711, 798 nucleotides. RefSeq lists its product as hypothetical. Bases 1 to 798 code for a protein of 265 amino acids. The transcript has 3 exons. Lineage: Eukaryota; Fungi; Ascomycota; Leotiomycetes; Helotiales; Amorphothecaceae. The record is from RefSeq and is a predicted model, not a curated record.